This is a messenger RNA of Spodoptera frugiperda (fall armyworm), 4352 nucleotides long. Its product is annotated as protein Wnt-1. The transcript has 8 exons. The record is from RefSeq and is a predicted model, not a curated record. Gene Ontology annotation, cellular component: extracellular region. Gene Ontology annotation, biological process: multicellular organism development; cell fate commitment; canonical Wnt signaling pathway. Gene Ontology annotation, molecular function: frizzled binding; cytokine activity. Bases 551 to 1639 code for a protein of 362 amino acids. NCBI's taxonomy places the organism in Eukaryota, Metazoa, Arthropoda, Insecta, Lepidoptera, Noctuidae.
AUACUGCAUCUACACGCCCUCCGAUUCGACCCUUCCCCUUGCUGAGAAUCCUAUGGAAUACUUACAAACGGCUUAAAGCAAGCCAGUCUGGUUUUGUGUUUCAUUGCGCGCGGAUCGCAAGCGCGUCGCGUCUAAACGUAAACGACUGCACACAAAAUCUUUUUUCGAUUUUUCCAUUCAAACUGUUCGUAUUUUAAUAAACGCUCUAUGGAAUCCUUGAUUGACAGUUUCGUUUUUUAAAAAUAAGUAGUGCGCCGGCAAAAGUAAACUUUCGCAAAAGUUUUGUUUUUAGAAAAAAAGUUUUUAUUUCUUUUUCGUUUUAUUUAUUUUUUUGGUUUUUUCGUUCGCAUUACAGUGAUUACAUUGUUAUUUGAGUUUUGUGGUUUGUUUUGUUUAGUGGUUUUGGUUUUCGAGAUUUGCGGUUAAGAAUUAAAGUUUUGGUUUUGUUUGAAAUUCAGCGGUGUUGACGUGAAGUGUUUAAAGUUAAACUUUUGUUAGUGUUAACUAACUAGGAUGUUUGUAAAGUGACUUCGUAAAGUUAUUUGCCAUUAUGAAGCUCAUUUGGAAAGUUUUGUGCUGUUUGCUACUUCUUGCACAAGCUGUAAUGGGCAACUGGUGGAACCUAGCCGCGCCACGGCCGCAGACUCAGCCCGGUAACACGUCUCUGGAGACGUUCACAGCGUUGCACAAAGAGAACUGCCACAGACUAGAGUUUCUGGUCGAACGACAGAAACAACUGUGUAUGCUGUCCGAUACUAUGAUUAAGGUCCUACAAACCGGAGCCCAGCAGGCGGUGGAAGAGUGCCAGCACCAGUUCCGACACAGCAGGUGGAACUGCAGCACUGUGGAGAAUUCUACUGACAUCUUCGGCGGUGUGCUUAAGUUCAAAUCUCGUGAAUCAGCCUUCGUGCAUGCCCUGUCGGCUGCGGCGUUGGCGCAUGCGGUGGCCCGCGCCUGCUCUCGUGGUGAACUCAACGAGUGUUCCUGCGACUCGCGCGUCAGAAAGCGUACGCCUAGGCACUGGCAGUGGGGAGGGUGUUCUGAAGACAUCCGAUAUGGAGAGAUGUUCAGCAAAGAUUUCUCUGAUUCCAAAGAAGACAAGAACACUGACGAAGGACUGGUGAACCUACACAACAACGAGGCUGGACGACGGGCGGUUCGCGGUCGUAUGCAGCGUGUCUGUAAAUGCCAUGGAAUGUCUGGGUCCUGCUCAGUCCGUGUCUGCUGGCGUCGUCUGCCACAACUGCGCAUGGUUGGUGAUGCACUGUCUACUAGAUAUGAAGGGGCAUCCCAUGUAAAGGUUGGUCAAGUGGUAGAACGCAAGAGAGGCAAGAACAUAAGAAAGCUGAGGCCGUUACACAUGGACAUGAAGAAACCUAACAAGACUGAUCUUGUGUACUUGGAGGACUCGCCAGACUAUUGUGAACCUAAUGACGAGCUAGGCAUUUUAGGAACUCGUGGCCGUACUUGCAACAGAACAUCAGCUGGUCUGGAUGGCUGUCGCCUACUAUGCUGUGGACGAGGAUACCAAACCAGAGUGAGAGAUCACGAAGAAAAAUGUAGAUGCCGUUUCGUCUGGUGUUGCAAAGUCCACUGCGAAAUCUGUCGGUUUAAACGAGACCAUCACGUGUGUAAUUAAAGCGUUUUAAUUGGCAAAAUGUCUGUAUAAGGGCCGGUUUUGCAGUUACUUUCUACCAGGUUAAAAGGGAAACAAUAAGUCAUUACUACUCAUCAGACAAAAUCAAGUGUGGGAAAGCCAUGUUUUGACACGUUUGCGAUAUAUGAGUGAGGUUACCGGAGGGACAACCCUUAAAUUCCUAACCCUCAGGAGGCCCGCAACGUACUUGUAACGCCUCUAGUGUUUCAAGUGUCCGAGCGGCGGCGAUUGCUUAUCAUGAUAAAUUUACACCACGAUCCACCAUUCACGAUCACCUGAAUAAAUUUACACCUUAUUCCAUAACAAAAUAAAAUUAUCAGAGACCUGUAAAACUGGCCCUAGGUGUUAGUAGAUGCAAUGAUGCCAAUGUUAAUUAAGAUAUAGUUGAGGAGACUAAUGCGAAUUGAAAGAGGCUUUUGGAUUUAGUUCAGUUAAUUUAAGUUGAUGGCAAAGAAAUGGUUUAUUUUAAAGGAGUCGGAUUUGAUUUUGAUACUGUUGUAAUGUUAAAUAAUGCAGUAAGCUUUAGGGAAGGAAGAAGCAAUAUUACAUAUUACAUUUAAUUUCACAAGUAAUCUAAAGAUUUUUGAAUAAUGCUGAAAAAGUAACAUUGGUAUGUAUGAAAUAUAUUGAUAACACCAACUAAAAAAAGUAAUUUAAACAUAAUUUAAUUGAUUUUAUAAAGCUAAAUGAAGCUACUGAUAUUUAUAAGAUACCAUUUGAGGAGACCACCACAUUUUGUAUUAUAGAUGUGUGUACUACUCUCUUCAAAAUUGCUAUCCAUUUAAACAUCUUUGUUAUGUACUUCGUUACAAUUUGUUUUAAUUUGAACUGCAUAGUAAAAAUCAGUGGCUUUACAGCCUCAUGGAUCAUGAUUUCUGUUGUUUCUUCAUAAUUUCAAAAAAUUUAAUUGUUUUUUAGUCGGUUCAUAUCUGACGAAACAUACGUCGCGUAUCAUCGGUCGCGUAACGCCAGAAGAGACAAGUGUAUAGAAAAACAGUUGACCGUUCACACUCAACCGAUGAUACGUAAGUACGACCGAUGAUACACAAGACGUAUUUUAAGUGCAGCUACUUCUAAAAUUUUGACGUCACCACUACUUUCAACGUUUUAAAAUCAUUCUCCUGGAUGUAAAUUUAUUUUCAUUAAUUAUUAAUUAAUAAAUUAACAGAACCUUAAUUAUUAUAAAUCGCUGACUGAUUAUUAAUUUUAAUUUAGUUUUUAGAUAACAUUUAAUUUUCUGAAGAUUAAGCUUUAAAAUUAUUUACAGUAUUACUAACUUAUUUUAUUUUUUAAAUGUACAAAGUUGUAUAUAGCGCUUUUGUUGAAUAUUCUAAUAACUAUAGGUUAGAGAUCGAGGCAUUUUCUUCUUAUUUAUGUGCCGAGUGUAAAUAUUAAUAAUAUUUUAAUUGUGUAUCUUAAACACAUUGAUUUUCUACCUCAUGAGGAAGAUGAUUUCGUUCAAGCCAUGAUAUUAUAAUUAUUAUGGAUUAAUUUAAGUACAGUAAGCAGUUUUUUGAUAUACACACAAAACUCCAUUAUGAACUUUAUUGCUAAAUAAUAAGAUUUAAUAUCUGCUAAAGAAUUUUGACAUAAUAGCAUCUGUAUGCCAUUAUCACCUAAAAGAUCAUCGAGUACAGUUUUGGCAAACUGAACCAUAUUACUAAUGAUUUUUGGGAUUUAUUUUCUUUGGCUAGUUUUCAUAGGACUGCUUCCAAAAUCGUCAGUUGUAAAUAUUAUACCUAGUAAGCUAGUAUUAGUAACUUAUUGUGUUAGGAAUGUGAUAGCUUUAUUCAUUUUAGUGAUAAUUUCUUCUACAGAAUCUUUGAUAAUGUAACCGUCAAUGUUAUUUGUAAAUACUCCAUAGUGAUAUUAUGUAAAAUAUAUAGUUGUAUCAUGUGUUUAGCUUAAGGAUUCUACUUUUCUCGAUGUUCUAUUUCUGUAACUGGAUAUUUAUCGUCUUUAUCAACUACUGUCUUUAUUUCCUCGUCUUAAGGUAUAUUUUCUUUUGCAUCAUCUGUAUGAUUUUCAUUGACUUAUUUAUCUUCGUCUCUUGAAAUCUCUAGAUUGUUUCUACAUGUUUGUUUUCAUAGAACCCCGAGAAAGUAGUAAUCAAAGAAAAUUUUACACUUGCCAACUAUAAUACUACCUAUGUAACGUCAAAUGUAAGAAAAUCUAAAUUGUCUGUAACUUAGUGUUAAGUGAUUUUACUCAUUGACUCAAACGUAUCACCAAUGAUUAUUAAGUACUUAAUAUUUAUGUAGAAAUCGAAAAUUAUGAUAACACAGUAUUAGUUAACGAUACUUUGUAGAAUUUCGCGUCCAUUGAAGAUUUAAAAAGCGAUGCUUCUCCGAACAAACGUAAUCAAUGUUCUUCUAUGCAAAAGGGUUAUUCAACCUUUUUCUACAAUGUUUUAUGUUGGGGCCAGACAUGUGCGCAGUUUUUUGUUCACAUACGCUUUCACAUUGUGUAAUACGGACAUUUGAUACUAUUUUAUCCGUGCCACAGAAUAUUCGCACAUGUCUGGCGCUAGCAUUAUCAUAGCCUAUAUCUGUAUUUAAGGUUACAAUUUCUGACUGUAUUUUAAUCUAAAACAUAAUUUAACUUGAAACAGUUUUGAGGUAAGUUUUAGUAUUUACCAUUUUGGAUAUGGAAUAGUUACUAUUUGAUGUAAAUGGAAUAAAGUAAAUGUAUUAGA